AUGGCUAGCUCCGAGCGUCAGGCAGUAGUGACCAAGGAGGCACCUGGCCCCUACCCAGCCCUCUCCCAGGCUGUGGUUCACAACGGUUUGGUCUUCUGCUCAGGAUCAAUUGGAAUGGAUCCAGCCACAAAUACUAUUGCUGAAGGAACAAUCGCCGAACGUACAACACAAGCCCUUACAAACCUGAGCAAGGUUUUACAAGCUGCAGGUUCAGGAUCAGAUAAGGUCCUCAAGGUCAUGAUUUAUGUGACCAGUAUGGAUGAUGUUCCACUCAUGAAUGAAGCAUACAACAAAUUCUUCGCUGAGCCGAGACCGGCAAGGGCCUGCAUAUGCGUCAAGGCGCUGGCCCGGGGAACCGAUGUUGAGAUGGAAUGCACUGGAUUCAUUUGA
Penicillium angulare is the source of this 390-nucleotide messenger RNA. RefSeq lists its product as uncharacterized. Gene Ontology annotation, cellular component: cytosol; mitochondrion. The coding region runs from base 1 to 390 and encodes 129 amino acids. Gene Ontology annotation, molecular function: deaminase activity. The record is from RefSeq and is a predicted model, not a curated record. Lineage: Eukaryota; Fungi; Ascomycota; Eurotiomycetes; Eurotiales; Aspergillaceae. The transcript is spliced from 2 exons.